Molecule: messenger RNA, 726 nt
Organism: Mollisia scopiformis
Lineage: Eukaryota; Fungi; Ascomycota; Leotiomycetes; Helotiales; Mollisiaceae
Product: putative nucleoside-diphosphate-sugar epimerase
Exons: 3
Coding region: 1-726 (241 amino acids)
Source: RefSeq, a predicted model, not a curated record
AUGAAACUAAUUGUAGCUGGCUCAACGGGCUUCGUCGGUAAAGAAGUCAUUCGUCAAGCCCUCCGUUAUCCGACCAUCACGUCCGUGGUCGCCCUCGCACGCCGCACGAUCACAGUUCCAGAGGAUGCUGGUAUUGAUACCUCCAAGCUGAAAUGCGUCGUCUGUGAUGAUUUUGAGAAUUAUUCUGAAGAUGUCAAGAAGGAGCUCGUUGGUGCUGAUGCUUGUAUCUGGCUUGUUGCGAUCACUCCCGCCAAGCUCAACACGAUGCCAUUUGCUGAAGUAGAGAAAAUAUGUCUCGAUUAUACCGUGAAGGGUAUUGAAACGAUGUCUCCAAUAGCAUCCAAGCCUUUCCGGUUCAUUUAUGUCAGUGGAGUCAACGCCGAGAGAGACCAAAAUAAGAAGCCUUUUCUCAUGGGCAACUACUCUUUGAUGCGCGGGAAAACAGAGAGUCUCGUGCUCGAGUAUGCCAAGGAGUCUAGCGGUGCGGUGGAGGCGUGUGUCGCGAAACCUGGGCUGAUCGAUGCACCUGGACAUUCAAACUUUGUGCAAGGGAUUAUGAAGUCGGUGUUGUGUGCUGUAGUUGGGCUUCCUAGAGUUGAGUUGAAUCAGAUUGCCAGUACAUUGAUACAGCAGGCAGUCACUGGCAUUGAGAAGGAAACACUGUUGAACGAGGAUCUAGUGAGGAUUGGGUCUAAGGUCCUAGAAGAGCGGGGUCUUUCAUCAUAA